AACCGAAACCAACAGGAGGAAGACGAGAGAGAGGGAAAUGGCGAGCGAGAAAGACGGGUAUUGGAUCGCAGUCGGGGCGCGGCGGUGCGACUCUUGCAAGUCCGCCCCGGCCCUGCUCUUCUGCCGUGCGGACGCUGACUACCUGUGCGGCGAGUGCGACGCGCGCUUGCACGGGGCGCGGCCGCGCCACGGGCGCGUGCGGGUGUGCGAGGUCUGCGAGCAGGCCCCCGCCAGUGUUACCUGCAAAGCCGACGCCGCCGCAAUCUGCGCCGCCUGCGACGCCGACAUCCACUCCGCCAACCCCCUCGCCCUCCGCCACGAACGCGCCCCCGUCGUCCCCUUCCUCGAGCCCCUCGCCUCCGCCGCCGCCUCCUGGCUCCUCCCCAAUCUUUGUGCUAAAGGCUUGAUGAAAAAGCCGGACGGCAAACAGGUGGACCACUUCUUCUCGGACGUAGAAACGUACGUGGAUCUGGAUCAUGCCACCUCGUUGGACGAGCGAUACCAGCAGGGAGACGGCGUCGUCCCGGUCCACGCCAAAGCUACCGUGGGGGACGGCGGUGCGCCGCCUCCCGGGCCGUUUCUCCCGCCCGAUGGCGUUUUCGAGCUCGACUUGGUCGGAUCCAACCCCUCCUACAGCCCCUACACCGCCGACUCUCUCAGCCACACCGUCUCGUUCUCGGAGUUCGGGGUGGUGCCGGAUGGGAACGGCGGCGGAGCCAAGUGGGCGACGGUGGACGUGGCUGGCGGAGGGGGAGGUAGGGCAGCGGAUCGGAAGGCGAGGGUGAUGCGAUACCGGGAGAAGAGGAAGAGCCGGCGGUUCGAGAAAACGAUCAGGUACGCGUCCCGGAAGGCGUACGCGGAGACGCGGCCGCGGAUCAAGGGGAGGUUCGUGAAGCGGUCGGAGAUCGAGGCGUUGGAGGUCGGCCAUAAGCACUCGUCAGAGAUGCGGGUGGCGUUCAUGGUGGAUCCCGGCUAUGGCGUGGUGCCCUCGUUUUGACGACUCUCUCUGGGCCUGUAUUAUGUAUUUGUCGAUGGUAUUAAGGGGGUGGGGGGUUAUGUUUAGCUCUUUUUUGCCCCCUUCUCCCCUGCAUUAGGUGUAUAUUAUUACCACUAAUAUGUCUCUAAAUGGGGUUCUGUUAUUUCAUCCA
Molecule: messenger RNA, 1148 nt
Organism: Musa acuminata AAA Group (dessert banana)
Lineage: Eukaryota; Viridiplantae; Streptophyta; Magnoliopsida; Zingiberales; Musaceae
Product: zinc finger protein CONSTANS-LIKE 3
Exons: 2
Coding region: 38-997 (319 amino acids)
Biological process (GO): regulation of flower development
Cellular component (GO): nucleus
Molecular function (GO): DNA-binding transcription factor activity; protein binding; zinc ion binding
Source: RefSeq, a predicted model, not a curated record